This is a messenger RNA of Pangasianodon hypophthalmus (striped catfish), 2769 nucleotides long. RefSeq names its product phytanoyl-CoA dioxygenase domain containing 1 (gene phyhd1). Lineage: Eukaryota; Metazoa; Chordata; Actinopteri; Siluriformes; Pangasiidae. The transcript has 12 exons. Bases 190 to 1065 code for a protein of 291 amino acids. The record is from RefSeq and is a predicted model, not a curated record.
AGGUUACAGCAGUUACAAGUUUCCACAGCACUGAAAUGACCAAUUUUUUUCUUGUUUUUGUGCAAAUAGCAAUAAAAUGAUGGAAAACACAGAGCAAAAACAAAUACACAUGAACAAAUAAUCACUCUUUCAAUCUGCUGAAGUGAGUAUGGACAUCUUAACGGAGCAGGACGUCCAAAAGGAGUAAGUAUGGAUGUCUUAACACAGCAAGAGGUCCAAAAGUACCGUGAAGAUGGCUACCUUGUUCUGGAAGGAUUCUUCAGCCCAGAGGAGUGUGAAGCGCUGCGAGAACGCAUGAGUGAAAUAGUGCAGCAGAUGGAUGUUCCAGCUCACUGCCGCACUCAAUUCUCCACCGAUCAUGACGAGCAGCUGAAGAGCCAGGGAAAUGCAGAUUACUUCAUCACAAGUGGGGACAAGGUCCGCUUUUUCUUCGAAAAAGGAGUUUUCGAUGAAAAUGGGGAGUUUACUGUCCCGAGGGAACGCUCUCUAAACAAAAUCGGACAUGCUCUCCAUGCCCAUGAGCCUUUAUUUAAAUCCAUCACACACUCCCCUAAUAUCCAGAACUUGGCUAGAAAACUGGGUCUGAUAAAUCCUGUUGUUUUGCAGAGCAUGUAUAUUUUUAAGCAACCUGGCAUUGGUGGAGAAGUGACGCCUCAUCAGGAUGCGACCUUCUUGUACACGGAGCCUCUGGGCCAAGUGAUGGGGGUGUGGAUCGCUCUAGAAGACGCAACCCUCGAAAACGGCUGCCUGUGGUUUAUACCAGGCUCGCACAGGAAUGGAAUCACCAGGCGGAUGGUUCGAAACCCAAAAGGCACAUUUCCUUUGACUGACUUCAUUGGUCGAGAACAAAAUUACGAUGAGAGUCUCUUCGUACCAGCACCUGUCAAGAAAGGUGGUGUGGUUCUAAUCCAUGGUGAAGUGGUCCACCGUAGCGCCGAGAACACCUCAGAUGCAUCACGUCACGUUUACACCUUCCACAUCAUGGAGUCUGAGAAGACGUCCUGGAGCCCUGAAAACUGGCUACAGCCGACUGAAGAGCUUCCCUUCCCAUCACUCUACACCUAAAUCUACAACUGCCUACUUUAUUAUAACCUCUCAGUUAAUUGCAAGUCUCAUUUCCUGUUUUUAUAUUAAUAUCCUCUAACCUAGUAAGAUAAUUCAGAGUGAUACUCUUACAUCUAGUUAUGUGCUACUUAUUUUUAUUCUUUUGAUUUUGAGAAAGUGAACUCGUAUAUCAUGAAUAACAUACAACUCAAUGAUUUUGGAACAUUAACAUUGCUAUGUACAUCAUUUAGUAUUUUAGUGUUUUUACUAUUUUAGGAACUAUUCCCUAUUGCAUGCACAAAGCAGAAUAUUUUCUUAGACAUAUAUUUGAAUUAUUUAAUUCACAUAAUAAUUGUGCAUGAUGUUAAUUAAUAAAUAAGACUUUGACUUCAUAUACCUUAUAAACCUGAUUAUAAGUGCGUUUUAAUUUUAAUGUUCAUUACAGUGAUCCUAUAAACCUUGGGUGGACAUUUGGGAGAAGUUUUUUUUUUAGGUUAAGUGGGAUUAAGAAAUUAUUCAGUCCCUCUACAAAUGCACAUAUAAAUCCAUAAUAAUACAAUAAUAAGUAAUGUAUUGCACAAGAUAGAAGCCAGAAAACUGCAUCUAAUCAUUCUGCCCUCUAGUGAUUGCCCAGAAAAGCUGCUAUAAACACACCUUUUUUUUUUUGUGCCAUUGACUUGCUCUGCCGAGAACCGAAACCUCAUUUUAAAGCCCAGUUCUUGUAUCAUUUGUUUUCUGUUUUUGCUUUUGUCUGUAAACUCAGUGUUGAGUCAAUAAGACUGUGUGUGUGCCCAAUUGAAGUGUUGUUUGCAUUGUCCAAAAAAAAAGGGUCAAAAAUCAUCCCCCUUUUGCCCUUUCUAUCCAGUUUGGUUUACAUUAUUUAAAGAUGUUCUGUAUAUUAUCAGUGUCCUUCAUAAAUAACAAAUCGGGGGUCAUUUUAAUGUUUUAAUAUGAAAUGUCACAUUAACAUUUGGCCAUUUAUAGCCUUCCAUUGAACAGAAUGAGUGUAUCCAGUGCAGUAGCAAUACAGCAAUAUUCAUUAAUAUGAAAUAAAAUCCAUCAGUGAGUGUAUAUUCAACUUUGCUAACAUUAGACAAGUAUAUAUUUAACAUCAUUUAACUAUAUUUGUUAGGGAUGUUACCAAAAAAAUCAAAAGUGUAGUUUUUGACCAUUUUCAGCACCAUUUGUUAGGGACACCAUUUUUUUUUGUGGUGUCUCUAACAAAUAUAGUUAACUGAUGGUAACUAUUAACUCUUAAGAUUUUGACCUUUUGACCUCACACUUUAUAGUGUUAUUGGUUCUGAAAUUAAAAUAAUGCUCUGUUUUCUUUAGCAAUAUAGCAUAUAUAAUAAUAUAGCAAAUCCAAACCUGUGUAUGGAUAGGAAGAACCAUCACUACAUUCCACACUGUUAUUAUUAUAGGACUGUAUUAUUCAGAAAUCUAUAACACAACUGUUACAGAUACUUUGGUAACUUCCACUACGUGUAAGCCUUUUAAACUGUGCUAGGUGAUGAUGCACGAUUCAUAAUAAACUAAUCAGUAAUGAUAGUAUGAACUUCUUAAUGCUGUAAAUCAAUAGUAAUGAUGAAAGUCAGUUAUAUAGUAAUAUGCACAUGAGCAGCAUAAGUUGGAACAAAGCAACUCUUUAUUUGAAAAAGUAAAGAACACACACAGCUGUUCAACUUUUUUUGAAUUGAAACACUGAAUAAAUUUGUUACAAAUUAA